Messenger RNA from Pelobates cultripes (western spadefoot toad), 22982 nucleotides. NCBI's taxonomy places the organism in Eukaryota, Metazoa, Chordata, Amphibia, Anura, Pelobatidae. The record is from the annotation of a GenBank genome assembly.
CGUGGAAGGUGUGGCUAGCUGUAGUCAUUCAUCGCGUUAGAACGUUGAAGCGCGAUGUUUGUGGAAUAUAAUGUGCAUAUUUGGAGGUUAGAGGUCGCCAGAGCGACUGCUACCGGAGCUUCGGAAAACCUGGCGAGAAAUAGACUGUGAUCGGGUUCACUGAAGGAAUGGGAGCAGAGGGACUGGCCUGGUUUGUGUGAGAUCAUGGUGCCAUAGCAUGAGUCUAGCUUGCCAUAUAAACAAAGUGUGUUCUGCCUAAGCAGGAAGCUCUACCUUCAUCAUUGGUCGAAUCCUCCCUGACACAAUGUCACUAUCUGCACUGUCACUUAGAAUUAAACUCUCCUGCUGUACUCAAAGGAGCAGCAUAUAUAUUCUAUUGAAAUGGAAGCAUAUUGCAGUGCAGUGUCAAAGAUGCCCACUCAGACUCUGUAAAUUACAAGUCCUGCCAAAAAUAGCUAUGAUUUGUUGGGGGAUAAAACAUGUGACAACUACAGCCUUAUGUGACAAACUAACUCCCACAGAAUUAGCAGGUGGAAUUGCUGUGAAUUAUGGAGCAGAUUUUGGUAACCGUAAUCCCUCUGACAGUAUACUGAAAAAAAUAAAUUUUGUCAUUUACUUGGGUAUUCGGGCUUGCAUUCUCAUAUUAAAAUUUGGGCCACUUGUAGUAUUCUAUCCAUUAACUUUCCUAUCUGCCACUCUUUCCUCACUCUGGCUACGAAUUUUGCUGAAAGCUACAGAAACUUCCGGUCCAGCAUGUAUUAAACUUGGCCAGUGGGCUAGCACUCGCCGUGACAUUUUUUCUGAAGAGUUUUGUGCACUGUUUUCCAAACUUCAUGUCAAAGUGACUCCCCAUCCAUGGGAUUACACAGAGCGUUGCCUGCAGAGAGCAUUUGGGAAUGACUGGAGGCAUCUUCUUAAGUUCCAGAGCACAGAUCCUGUUGGUUCAGGGUGUGUUGCCCAAGUCUAUAAGGCCUACGCAGACCUGUCCAGAUUCCGUAACGUGGACAUUGAAACUCCUAUUGAGAGUUCAGAUCCAAACUCUGCUUUUGAAGCCUGGGAGGUUUCAAGACUGGCUGUUAUUUUACAACAUUUUUGGAAAUGGAAGCAUCCUCACAAAGAAGAUGAAAAACAGAGAGUCUUUGUGGAAGGGGCUUUUGAUAUCAACCAUGAACUCACUGGUUCACUCAGUGAAGAUUCAGAAGAACAUAACUUAACACCAGUUGCUAUAAAAGUAAGAAUCCUGAAUCCACUUUAACAAUAAGCAUACGAUAAAGACCAGUGAUAAUUUAGGUGGGGAGAUAACGUUAUUAUGCAUCUUUGAUUUAAAAAUGUCAACAAAAAUCCCUGGAUAUGACAUGAAAUGACAUGAAAUCCCUGGAUAUGACAUGAAAUAAUUUUCAUGACUUAUUCACUAAAGGCACUUUAAGGGUACAUCUCUGCAUUUAAGUGGUAAGGCAGGUUUUUUUUACAGUCACCCACCUCACUUUAUCAGUAUACUUUUGUUACAUAUAUUUAUGAUUGUGUCAGAUUUUUUAUGGGAAGUAGAGGUUAAAAUGGGCUUCAGUUCAUGAUGCUGGAUUUGGAUAUUCUAAGCACCAUAAAGGUCUUACAGGAAACGCUGCCAGACCUGGUAGAUUUAGAGUUUUUGCCAUGGUGUAAUUCCACCUCUGGCUCCAGUCAAUCGGCCUGUAUCAAUUGUAUCCAGGUAUUGCAUGCUGCUCACACAACGUGAGCUGAGCUCAUCCUACUCCCAGGAAAGAGAAGAGCCGUGGGCCAUGCAAGCUUGGACCAGGGCUCUGCCAAGAGCAGGACAUAUUUAACUAAAUAGUAAACUAGUCUAUAUGUAUUCUGAUCGCAUCCAUGGUAUGGAACUACUCUUCGGGAUAAUUUUCUAAUCCCAUCACCCCCCGCUGUGCAGACAUUAAUAGGAUAAUAGUUUUUUCUUGAUGUGGGAGUGUUCUGCCUGCAUUAAAUCAGCACCAUCACCUUCUGGGGACUUUGCCGAAUUCACAAUGAUACCACACACAGUGACAUAGCCCCCUGUGGAUUCAAUGGUCGUGGGCUACAGGUAAAGGUGAGAUUUACUGACUUAAAGCUGACCCUUGCCAGCGCCGCCAUCUUCUUCUCGCAGUUCUUCUUGAAGUGGCAGGAGCCAUCGUAACUGCUGAACUCUCGCCCAUGCAAAAUGUAUGCAAAAAUAGCCAACCUGUGACUAUAGCUGUGUUGGAGAUUUUCUUUGUUUCAAAUCAUAUUUUGCAAACAUGUUUUUCAAUUGUGGUUUAAUUUCACAAAAGUUGAAUUAGUGAUGACUUCCUGGAUUUCUAAUUUACCUUGUCACCAAACCUAACUUAUUUUUAUAUAGGUCCUGCAUCCAGGCCUAAGCCAGCGUGUUAGAAUGGAUCUUGUUCUCAUGAAGAAAUUUAGCUAUUUACUGGGGUUGAUCCCUGGAUUUAAGUGGCUAAGUUUGACCGAGAUUGUGGAGGAGUUUGAGAAGUUGAUGACCCAACAAGUGAGUUAUACAUUUGCCAUGUGUUUGUCCAAAUCACUGGUACCAUUUUUAACGGUAAAGUAAAGGUCCAUGGAUUGUAUUCUAAAGCUUCCCAUAUUCUCAUAUUAAGAAGUUUCUCAAAUGAAUUUAUAGAUAAUUUACCAUAUGUAACUGUGGAGAAGAAUAGUCCAAAAACAACUGAAGAAAAGACUUUACAUCCAGCUAUGCAGAAAACUCUAUAACUAACUUUAAGCACUAGCGAUAUUUGUGAACUGUAUUUCUCCUGAAGUAUGAGAUCAGUAGUCCUUUAGAAGACUGUGACAUACUUUGCCAAUUUUAUAGGAUCUAUCUGUAUGUGUCAGUGUUUGUAUCUGUGUAUCUGCAUCAGUUUGUGUAUCUGUGCAUCUGCAUGUGUGUCAGUUUUUGUAUCUGUGUGUCUUUGUAUCUACAUUUAUGUCAGUUUGUAUCUAUCUGCAUGUGUGUCGGGGUGUAUCUGUGUAUCUCCAUAUGUGUUAGUAUUAGUAUUUUUGUGUAUAUCUAUAUGUGUGUCAGUGUUUGAAUCAGUGUGUCUGUGCAUCUGCAUGUGUGGCAGUUUGUGUGUCCCAGGGGUCUCCUGAUGGAAACGGAACUCCAGUCCCUUUGUCUCCUGUUCCCGCCACCCCUCCUCAGGGUCUCCCACCUCCGUUGACCAGGGGGUCUUCAUCCCGUGAGCCUCUGUACCUGGGAGCCCCAGCGCAGGAAAACUACUCAUCUUCUGGACUCCCAGUUACAGAAAGUCCACCAAACCGCCAUUGUCCCCAAAGAGUGUCCCCACCAAUCUCAGGGACCCCCCAGAACGGUAACCGCCAUGAACAGCCUCCAUUCGCGGGGUCCCUGGGUGAAACCAGGCAAGGGAAACGUCUCCUUUCAGGAUACGAAUGCUCCCCCUGGCCGCCACUCGUCUAUACUCCCAGCGGCCACCCAGGGAAGCACUCAUUAAUUACUUUCCUUGCAGUUUCACACUUAUGUUGCGAGUCGUACUUGGGGAGAUCCUCAUUCGGGAACGAGGUGGGAAGCAAUCCACGACUGCUCCCCCUGGAUGGCGUUCGUCUAAGGAAUGGGCUGCCACCCAGGGUAAGCACACGCCGAGGCUUCCCUUGCGGUUUGUGGUUUUGACACCUCAUUACGAGGUGCAAACAUUCUAAGACAACAUUCUAAUUGGGGUUUCGUGAUGGUAGAGGGAAAUACAUGACUAAGAUAGGAAAAAUACACAAAAGGGAUGUUAAGACAGUAACAUCAGUAACCUCCUUGGAAUCUCCUGUUAGUCAUCUCUGUUUUGGCUAAAUCAGCAAAAUAUUCAGGCUUAAUACAGAAUAAUCUCACAUUUCUCUCACCUUCUGGUGGGCUGCCUUUAUUAUUUGAGACAGUUGUUCCUGUCCAAUAGGUUUUAAAUCUGUUAUUGGUUUGUUACAAUUAAUAUUGGGAUCUGAUCCCUUUUUCUGUCUUCCUUAAACCAGAAUAAAAUGUGUGAGUAAACACUUUACCUUGUUAAACAGCAGGAAUUCCUCUGGUCUCGUCUUAUUUUCUUGCUCUUUUAGAUGGACCUGCGGUAUGAAGCCAGGAAUUUGGAGCUUUUCCAGCAAAAGUUUGAGAGAGUGGGUUAUAUAAAGUUUCCCAGCCCUCUUCGACCGCUCGUUACCAGAAAUAUCUUGGUCGAAACAUAUGAGGUAACUGUUUACAGUUAAUAUAAAAUUAAGUGGUAAAUUGGAUAAUGCAGUUUAAUUAAAAUUAUACUGGCAAUAAAACCCUAUCGUAAUUGCAUUUGAGAAGUGUGUACACUUUCUUGCUUGACAUUUGUUCACUAAACAGUGAAUUGUAAUAGCCAAUAUUUUUACAAUUUUGCUUUGGCCUGUGUUAUUUUUGUAUUCCAUUUAUCUAUUGUCCCAGACUAGGCAACACUGGACACUUGUUGACUGCAUAAUUCUGUAGCACCCGAUGUGAUACCCUACUUUUAAUGGUACAAAUCUCUGCUAUAUACCUUGACAAGAUGGCAUAAUCAUUGUGCAUGCAUCAGCCCAUACAGUUGGUCAGAGUUUAUAUAUUACGUUUCUAUGUUGUUUUUGGUAACACAGGACCUAUCAUGAAAAAUUAUAUUUUGAGUAUAUAUACCUUCUCCAGCCUCUCUUGAUAACUAAAAAUAAUUUAGCAGAGCAGGGCACACUGAGCUCCUGCCACUGCCCCAAAUAAUAAGACAGACAAGCCAUUACCCAGGAUACACGGCAGCUGAGCCUGGAGUAAAGAUUAAAAGGGCACUCCACAGCAUGUCUUUGUUAAUGCAUUGUAUAGAUAAUACAUUAAAAUGCACACAAAUUGGUUAUCUAAAUAAAAGAUUUAAAAAGUUUUUCUAUUUAGUGUAUGUCCCCUUCUGGGCAGGUAUUGACCCACCUGCCUGUUCAGCUUCUCCAGGCAGGUAUUGCCCCAUAUACCUGUCCCUCAGUCUCCCAGGUAGGUAUAAGCCUCUCUGGCUGCACUGCCUCCAACUACUACUGUCUUUACAAAGGCACUUGUUGCUCUUACGCCUGGCUCUUUAUUUAUAUGUCCCCAGAACCAGGAACUGGUGCAACCAGAAAGCUGGUCCAAAAACUCUGCUACUGGAAUCCCUGAACAAACCAGACAGGACACUCAGUUCCCAAUAGAACUAGCACACAAUACUUUAUUUAUACGCAGGACUAGCCCCCAUCUGCAUUACAUAAAAAAUAUGGCGACACAUUAAAUCCAAUACAUAAAACAUAAUGAUAUGGAGCAUCAUAAAGGCACUCGUAUAACAAAAUACAAUAUUUAUAAAGGUACAGGAAAGACAAACACUGAUAAGAAGUAUGUCACCUGCCUGUAUAAAUCCUAAUAUUCAGUCUACCUGCAUAUGCAAAUUAACAAACCUUGGUAUUCAGUUUGUGCUCACAGCUGUGUUAUUGGACACUGCAGGUUAGGAGGAAGGUACUGAAAGAUAGCUGACCUACUACUUUGCAAAUAUACAGUAGCAUAUCAAAAGUUAAUCUCAAUUUUGAUACCUGUAAUUAUUUGACAUUACUGCAUAGUGUUAUUGGAAUAAACUCCAUAUUGUCUAUGGCUCUUUCAACCUACUAACCUCUCUAGCAGCUUUCCAUGCUCAGUCAAAAUACCUAUACUACCUCUGUUAAGGGAAACCUCACCUUACAUUUAAUUGUAUUUAGCUCAGUAAUUCGGCAUUUCUACAGAGAGAGGAUGUAUGCACUGUUAAAAGAACACUCCAAGCACCAAAAACAGUAAAACUCACCUCAUACUACUAUCUCUUCAGAGCCUGCGUUAUAGGUUCAUUGAGCAAACCAACUAACACAAUAAGCCAAGUCCUGCAUUGCCGUAUAGCUAAUGGAUGUUUUAGCUGAGCUCCCUGGAGAUGGUAGUGAUAGCAGGGAGCAGCGGCUGGUGGACCCAGGUAAGAAACCAAACUGUUCAAAAAAUGGUCUGAUUCUUUACACUGGGCUCCAGGACACUUUUGGAACCAUCACCACUACAGCAGGUUGUAGUGGUUAUGGUGCUUGGAGUUUUACUUUUUAAGUUACUAUAAUUCAUAAUAUUGACAAAUGAACCUGCACCAUGACUGCUAGCAGUUGAUGACCCGAUGACGUGUUGACACUGUUCUUCUUCCUUUCCAAGUUUCUUUCUUUUUAUUACAUUAUAAUUUAGCAGUUUUAUGUUUCACCUUUUAAAGGAAGGAGAAUCUCUGUCUGUCUACCUGCAAGAUGGUGAGCCGUCUCUGCUCAAAAAGAGGAUUGCUGAAAUGGGGGUGGAUAUGCUUCUAAAAAUGGUAAAUGAGAUUUCAUGAAAGCGAACAUUCACCUGAUGUAUAUUCAUUAAAACUCCAGAAGUUCUGUACAAUUGGCAAGAGAACGGGAAAUUGCCCUGCUGUUUUGCAGUUUGUUUAAAUAAAAAUAAAACCUCCAUUCUAGACUUAACACAUUAACGCCAUUAGGGCGUACAAUGCCAUCCUGAAAAAAGUGGGCUUUAACCCCUUAUGGAUGCAUAACAGACCCAGUCCGUCAUGCUGGGGAAGCCUUUAAGGACUAAAAUUAACCCCAAGUUGCCGCGAUUGUGGGGUUAACGCUCCUCCGGUCUGCCACUGUAUUUGAGGGGUGGGUGGAAGUUAGUGGGGAAUUUUGGAAUUUGGUGUUAGGCUAGCUAGGGGUUAACGUUAAAAAACUUUAAAAAAAAGCUUUAGAAAGUUUAAAAAAGUUUAAAAAAAUUAAGAUAACGUUAACAAAAUCCCACCCCCCCCUUUACCCAGUCCUAAUAAAAAUUAACCCCUUCCAUGCCAGUUGAGCACUGCCUACCGUGAUCAAAAUACAGCUCAUAGUAUUAUUCUGUGAUCUGAUUUUUUUAAACCCCUGAGGGUUAACUUUUUAAAAAAAAUGUUUUUAACCCUCAGGGGUUCAAUUAUUUCAUUAAUUAAUUUAAAUAUUUUAAAAUUAUAUAUAGGAGAAUUUACUAUUAGUCCUACUUACUGCUAGUUAGGGGUUAACGGUAAAAAAAAGUUAUACAAAUUGUAAGUGUCAAAAAUUUUUAAGAAAGUUUAAAAAAGUAAAACAAAAAUUUAAUUAGUAAAUGAAAAAGUUAAAAAAAAGUUUUAUAAAGUAAAUAAAGUUUAAAAAAGUAACAAAAUACAUUAAAUGCUCAUUACCACUACACCUGGAACAAACUAGCGAAAAAAUUAUCCCACACUAAGGUUCAAAAUAUGCCUUUUGAAAUACCCUGGGGUGUAUUCUUUAAUAAAUAGUAUGUGUUUGUGGUAAAGUUUGAAUAACCAACCAGCCAAAAUACUCCAAAAUGAAACAUGGACACAGUGUAAAACUUCAAAGUUAGUUGGAAUAUAUAGCCUGCUAAAAUACUCCAAACUGGGAACUGUACACAGCGUAAAAAUUCAAAGUUUAAAAAAAAAACUGGAAUGGCUGUGUCACAAAUGUGCCCCUUCAAUAUCCACAUGUACCUGGCAGGUACAUAGGUACAUACGAGGGUAAAGCUACAUACGGGGGUAUUGCGGUACUCAGACAACAUAGCUAAGCAACAUAUGAAGUAUUAUACAGUCGUAGCACACAUAAGGUUUGCAAACUAUACUGUGCAUACUCACUUUGUGUGUCAAAAAGGCAGAAAAAAUGCUUAUUACCACUACACUUGGUAGUGUUUAUUUAUUAGAUUGUUCCUUUUAAAGAAGUUGGGGCAAAGGCGAUACUAUGAUAAUAUUAGAAAUGACUGCCUUGCACAUUUAAUUAUUUUCUGUACAGUGCUCUCAUUUGAAGCACCGAUAAGCAGAUUCGGGAUUUUACAAUUGCUGAUAGACAAUUUUGCUUCACAAUCUCAUUCUCAAAAUAUCAUAAGAAAUGACUAAGUAUCAUGAAAUCUCAUAUUUUAAUGCAUUGUAGAGAUAAUUAACUAUUAUGCAAAGAAAUAAAAAAAGAUAUACUCGCCUUCGAUAUCUGUAGCUGCACCCUCACCAUGAAGGUGCUUCAUCGAUCAAAAGCCUUUCAUUCUUGCUUAUGAGUUCUGAUCCUAUUCUAUAAACUCCUGUAUGGUGGCAGAAUUUUAUGUGGUAAGUAGUAAGUAGUUUAUCCCACAAGGUAAGUAGUUUAUCCCACAUAUAGGAACUGCUCAAUAAACCAAUAGCAGUCAUCCCACAGUUACAGCUCAUACACAACCUGGUGAACAGUUUAGUAAGCCGUGUGCAGUGCCACCUACUACAUUUAGUUUAGGGUUGAAAUAAUUUUGUUUCUGCAGCCCUAACCAUACCAACCCUGCAUGUGACUUACACAGGUUGCAUGAAAUAAUGGUUUUAUUUUCAAAAAAAUCUUAUAGCACAGUUUGUUUACUUUAGAAGUUCUUAACUGUUCUUAAAUGUUAAGUGAAUUAUAAUCCCAUGUGGAAGACUGCUGCAAGCAAGUAAUAGAUUGAAAUAUAAAAACAUCCCAACUAAACACCCUGUGCAUAAAUAAAGUGAUUUAACUCUUAAAUGGGAGAUAAUUUAGCAGUGGGGUUGCAUGAUCUAUACACCAAAACCACUUAAUUAUGCUAAAAUGGUAUUUCUGCUUAGAAUGUCCCCUAAGAAUUGCUACAGUUACUCAACCGGGAGAGCAGUUGUUCCUUUGCAGAGUGUUUCAUUUCCAUGGAAAUGAAAUAUUAAAUGUAGGGUUCUCUGAAUAGAACUUAACCUCACAAUGCAUGUGAUUUUUUUUUUAGGUAUUUCUGGAUAAUUUUGUCCAUGCUGACCUGCACCCUGGUAACAUUUUAGUGCAAGGAGCAGAACAAUUCAAUAUGAGCCACAUGGACCAAACCACAUUAGUAGACAUGUGUGACACGCUGGUUGUUGAUGUUCGUCCCAGCCGCUGCCCUCUCCGUCUUGUAUUGUUGGACACUGGGAUUGUGGCUAAGCUGACAGAAAAUGAUCUUCAGAAUUUCCAUGCUGUUUUCACUGCUGUGGUACUGGGACAGGUUCGUCUGAUUAUGGCAUUUUACUUUUAUAAAAAAUAAAAUGUAGAUCAAUAACAAUACAACAAACUUUUAUGACUAGAUCCGUGUGUCUGAAAAGUUUUUUCUGCUUAUAAUGUUGAUAGGGCCAUAUAAAUAUAUACUUAUGUCUAGUGAUCUAUGCCAGUCUAUGAUACAAUUCCUAUGGCAGUAUCUACACAAACUAUGGACAUUCAUGGACAUUUAUAAUGUCUUCCGCAGUAUAUCCUUGUGUCUGUCAAGUGUUGGGGCAAAAUUUUGGUAGCACUACGUGAUACUUUUUGAGUCCCACUGCUUCAAGUUUUGAGUUCCACUGCUUCACAGUUGCUAAUCUGUAGCACUGUUUCAAUUUUGCCUAUGUUGGCGGGCUUUGCUGGGAACAGUUUUAUACCCCCAUGUAUUUAUUCAUUUUUUUGUCAGAGCCAAAAGCAGACACUUCAGUGCCUUGCCUACUCCUACCAGAUCCUCUCACCCCCUAUGUAAGUAACAAGACUCUCAUCACUAACCUCAUGUUGAAACAAUUUUAUAAUCUGAGUCUAUGUGGUGCAGCCACAUGCCUGUUCUCUACAGACAUCUGCUGCAGUGCUACCUGUGAGACGUUAUAUAACUGGGUAGCUAGUGUUUAUUUUACUGUAAGGCAGCUUGUAUUAUUAAAAUAUAUUUUAACCACUGUAGUAGUUAUGGUGCUAGGAAUGACCCAGAGCCAUUCCAGAGUAAUUUGCCAAAUAGUUUGACAAAUUGCCUGGAUUCACCUAGGUGCCUGGAGUGUUUCUUUAAACCACAGACUAGUUUUGUUCUCCUAUGAUACAGCUCAUUACUCUGUUGUAGCUGUUGCUAAUUAGUACUUAGCACUGUCUAGUAUCAAUUUAUUAAUAUCUGUUAUAAAAACAUAGAGACAUAGAAUGUGACGGCAGAUAAGAACCAUUCGGCCCAUCUAGUCUGCCAAAUUUUCUAAAAACUUUCAUUAGUCCCUAGCCUUAUCUUAUAGUUAGGAUAGCCUUAUGCCUAUCCCAUGCAUGCUUAAACUCCUUUACUGUGUUAACCUCUACCACUUCAGCUUGAAGGCUAUUCCAUGCAUCCACUACCCUCUCAGUAAAGUAAUACUUCCUGAUAUUAUUUUUAAACCUUUGUCCCUCUAAUUUAAGACUAUGUCCUCUUGUUGUGGUAGUUUUUCUUCUUUUAAAUAUAGUCUCCUCCUUUACUGUGUUGAUUCCCUUUAUAUAUUUAAAUGUUUCUAUCAUAUCCCCCCUGUCUCGUCUUUCCUCCAAGCUAUACAUGUUAAGAUCCUUUAACCUUUCCUGGUAAGUUUUAUCCUGCAAUCCAUGAACCAGUUUAGUAGCCCUUCUCUGAACCCUCUCUAAGGUAUCAAUAUCCUUCUGAAGAUACGGUCUCCAGUACUGUGUACAAUACUCCAAGUGAGGUCUCACCAGUGUUCUGUACAAUGGCAUGAGCACUUCCCUCUUUCUACUGCUAAUGCCUCUCCCUAUACAACCAAGCAUUCUGCUAGCAUUUCCUGCUGCUCUAUUACAUUGUCUGCCUACCUUUAAGUCAUCAGAAAUAAUCACUACCUGAAUUUGCAACAUAACCCACAUGAAAAAGAGAGGUUAGUGAUUAACCAGUGCAAGAAGCUGAACGGGAGCUUUAGAGGGAUACGUAGAGCCUUAUAACGAUGCAUGCAACCAAUGCAAUAGCCUACAUAUAUAGUGACCCGAAGGGUUCCCGGCAUCCUCCUCAUGGUCUCAAAUGUGGAAGCACUAUUUAUUAAUAAAUUGAGGGUUUUGUGGUAUGAAGGCACCACUUUGUGGUAUGAAGUGAGUUUUAAAAAAAAAGUGCUCUACCUAUUUUUUUUUUUUUCAAAUUGACAAUUUUUAUUUUUCAGAGAUCAAGUGGGGUACAGAAAGGAAAAGGGGUUGGGGGGAUCACCUUUUCACAUAACAUGUAAUUUUGUUUCAGUAAUUAGUAGGUUCUGUCUCUUGCGGUUUUAUUUCAGUGUCUGAACGGUAGGGACCAUGAGGAGGAUGCCGGGAACCCUUCGGGUCGCUAUAUAUGUAGGCUAUUGCAUUGGUUGCAUGCAUCGUUAUAAGGCUCUACGUAUCCCUCUAAAGCUCCCGUUCAGCUUCUUGCACUGGUUAAUCACUAACCUCUCUUUUUCAUGUGGGUUAUGUUGCAAAUUCAGGUAGUGAGAUCCUCCAACUGGGAGAUAACAAGGGAAAAGGUGUAGGGAAAAAAGGGGGGGGGGAGAAGUGUGUAUCUUCGUGUGAUGUAGCGCUUGGCUUCAUGUUGUAAUGGUGAGUGGUGAUAGUUGUGCAUUGGCGGUAUGGCUUUCCGGGGUCUAUGCCUUUGCCGUGUUUGUAUUUGCCUCGGAGUCUCAUUGGUCCAUUGUGGAGUCAGUGCGGGGGUGCGGUUUCUAAAGCUCGUCGUGUGUGUCGGAAGAGUUCAGUCUGUGUGAGGUGUUGUGAGUGGCCUUUCCUUGAAUAGCGUGGGGUGGGGUAUCUGUUCCAGAAACUAUUCCGUCUCUUAGGUUCACCCAGGGUGCCCAAUCGGUUUGGAAGUUUUCCCUUUGAGCGACAGUUUUGGUAGACAAGCUUUCAUAUGUGUAGUAUUGGUGGAUUUUGUCUAGCAGUUGGGUUCGGGAGGGACAGUGGGGUUGUUUCCACUGAGUUGCUAUCAGAUUUCUCGCUGCCAGGAUUACAAUGGCCAUUAUGUUUCGUACAUAUUUUGGGGUGGGGUGUGGGUAUGAGAGGAAUAUCCCCGUGUGUAUGUCGAUUAGCGGUAAUGUAAUACCCAUAGAUAGCAAAACAGUUUGUGCCUCCCUCCAUAGAGGUCUUAUACGUUGACACGUCCACCAUAUGUGGAGCAUUGUGCCCUUAGCAGCCACGCAUCUCCAGCAGUGUGGGGAUACAUUGUUGUACAUCGAGUGGAGUCGCUGGGGUGUUAGGUACCAUCUAUAUAUCAGCUUUUUAUGGGCCUCUAUGUGAGAGUAGCACUGCGUGAGGCCUGAAAGGGCUCGGGGGGAUGCCAAAACUUCAGUGUCAGAUAUCGAGCCUGCGCCCUCAACGAGCCAUUGGGUUACAAAGUUAGGGAUAACCAUGGGUGUAGCCCUGAGGAUUAGCUGAUAGCAAAGGGAAAGUGACUUAGGUUUGGUAGGAGUUUUCCAGCACCUGUCGUAUAGUGAUGCUAUGUCUUUGAAGUCUGGGUCAUUAAGCAGUGGAUUCUGUGUAACGUGUGUGGGGAGUACACUUUUAAGUUGCAGGUAUGGAAACACUGAGGAAUUAGUAAGUUUGAAUUCCUCCUGCAGGUCUGGGAAGGGUUUAAUGAGGCCUUCGUGCAGGACUUGUUCUAUGUGGGUAAUUCCCAGUUUGACCCAUGAGUGUAGGGAGAGCCAAGGUGAUAUUGCUUUUAGUGCUGUUAAUGGCGUGCGGGGGUGAAAUUUGUGAGUGUCGUGAUGGUUUUGACGUAGCUUGUCCCAGUGAAAUAUGGUUAGUUUAGUGGUCGGUAAAAGGGAUUUGUCUUUGGGCCGAUAUGUCGCGGGGGUCCACAAGAGAUCGACCAAGGACGUCUUGCCCGCGUGGGCGACUUCCAUGUUCACCCACUGGUACACUCCUUUAUGGGUGUGCAGUUUCACUGCUGCCUCUAUGAUAGCUGCUUUAUAGUAGGCGUGUAUAUCUGGCAAACCCACUCCCCCUUUUGCUGUGCUUUGUUGUAGGGUUCGGUGUGACAGUCUGGGUCUGCGAGAGUCCCACACGUAUUGGGAUAGUGUCUGUUGGAGUGUUUUAAAAAAGGAGGGUGGGACUUGUAUGUGAAGUAGGCGGAAUAUGUACAGUAUCUUCGGGAUUAGGACCAUUUUGAUGGUGUUGAUUCUGCCGAACCAGGAUAGUUUCACCGGUUUCCAUCUAUUACAUUCCGAUUUGCACAUCGUGAGUAGUGGUCUAUAAUUAUAAUGAAAUAUGUGUUCCACAGUGGGCGCUAUUUUAACCCCCAAGUAUGUGAUGUAAUCCGUCCUCCAGUCAAACUUAUAUGUCCUAAAAAGCUCUGUGGUCGUGGCCCGCGGUAGGCCUACCGGUAGGGCUUGGGUUUUGGCUUGAUUUAAUUUAUAGUACGAUAAUGUACCAUAUGUUUCUAACAGCUGUAAUAGGGUGGGUAGAGAUGUUGGUAUGUCGCGCAGCGUCAGUAAGAUGUCGUCUGCGAACAUAGAUAAUUUGUAUUCACAAGGACCUAUAGACAUACCUUUGAUAUUAGGGUGGUGUCUAAUGAUGUAUGCCAGCGGUUCUAAGCAGAGGACAAACAGUAGUGGUGAGAGGGGGCAGCCCUGCCUGGUGCCGUUGGAAAUUGUAAAUGGGGUGGAUAGGAAGCCCGCAUUACUCACUUGUGCUGAGGGGGCGUUAUAUAAGGCCAUGAUUCCGGAGAGGAUUUGUGGGGUAAAGCCGAAUGUUUGUAGGACUUUUCGCAUAUAGUCCCAAUUUAGUCUGUCGAAGGCCUUCUCCGCGUCUAGCGCUAGGAGGAGGCCUUCGCCUUGGUUGGCUUGAGCGUGUGCUAAAAUAUUAAGGAUUUUCCUGGUAUUAUCUGAGCCUUGUCUCGUUUUCACAAAGCCAGAUUGGUCAUUGUGUGUGAGUUUUGGGAGAAUGUUGGAUAAGCGAUUCGCUAGUAGUUUAGCGUAAAGUUUAACGUCUCCGUUUAGCAAGGAGAUGGGCCUGAAAUUGGGACAUUGCGUAGGUGAUUUCCCUGGCUUCGGGAGGGUGGAGAUGUGAGCUCUCAGCAUCUCAGGGGGUAAUGAGCCUCUUUCAAAGCAGUGGUUAAAUAGUUUAAGUAUGUGAGGCGAUAGAGUGGGUGCAAAUGUUUGAUAGUAGAGAUUGGUGUAACCGUCUGGGACGGGUGAUUUGUGUUUAGGCAGUUGUGCUAUCGUUUUCGUUAUUUCUUCUAUCGUGAAUGGUGCGGAUAGGGAAGCUAUAUCAUCUGGUGUCAGUUUGGGGAGGUUCGCCUCGGCCAAGAAAUCAGUGACAGUUGAUGCGUGAGGUGGUGUAGUGUCUGGGUCGUCUUUAAGGUUAUAGAGCGCACUAUAGUAGGAAGCGAACGCAUCCACUAUAUCCUGCAGGUUUGUGAGUUUCUUUUUCGAUUUGUCGAUUAUGUAGGCUAUUCUAGAGUUGGCGGUGCGCGCUUUGAGUCGCGUUGCCAGUAGUGCCCCUGCUUUGUUACCUUGUUGAAAGAAGUUGUAUUUGAACCGUUUGAGCAUAUGGGUCGUUUUCUUUAGUUCCAUUUCCCUGAGUUUCGACUGUAACGUUAAGAGCCGGUGUUGUGUAGUUUGCGUGGGCGUUGUCUUGUUGUUGUGUGUAAGGUUUGCUAUCUCGGAGAUUAAUGCAUUGUAUUGUUUAAGUCGUUGUUUUUUGGCAUAGCUGCCCGCCCUAAUUAAGUGCCCACGUAUGACGGCUUUGUGUGCUUGCCAUAAGGUGGUUAUGUCUAUGUCUGGGGUAGAAUUUGUGUGGAAGUAUGAGAUGAGAUCUGCUCUCAGUUGUUCUGUGAGUGUCGGGUCUAGGAGUAGGGAGUCGUUAAGCCUCCAGGAUCCUUUGCCUGAGGUAGGGAACUGUUCUGCGAUGGUUAGCGUUAUAGGGGCAUGGUCUGACCAUGUGAUCAAGCCUAUGUGGGCCGUUACAAUUUUAUGGAUUGUUGUGGAGGGUAUAAGGAACCUAUCUAUCCUCGUAUAGGUGUUGUGUGCCGAUGAGUGGAAUGUGUAGUCCCGUUCCAGAGGGUGGAGGAUUCUCCACGGGUCGAGGAAGUUAUUAUUUAGGAUUUGACGGCAAUGUGAGGAGGUGGACCUGUUAAGUUUGCGUGUGGAUGUUGCAGAAAGUUUAUGUGUUGAAGUGGUGUCUAGUGUGCUGUCUAGGAUAAAGUUCGUGUCUCCACCGAUAAUGAGUUCCCCAUAUCGAUACAGGUUUGCUAGGGCGAACACAGUGUCCAGGAAUUCUGUCUGGUUCGUGUGCGGGCCGUAUAUGUUGAGAAACGUGUAAGGCUCAUUGUUAACGAGACACUGGAGCAGGAGAUAUCGUCCCUGUUUGUCCCCUAUUUUUUUGAUUAAGAGAAUGCCACCGAUUUCCCUAUUAGUAUGGACACUCCUCUCUUUUUUGUCUUAAAGCACGAGUGGUAGUCGUGGGGGAAUAGUUUGGAACUGAGUUUGGGGCGAUGGCCCCAUUUGAAAUGUGUCUCCUGGAAGAACACUACGUGUGCGUUGUGUUUUUUUGCCUCUUCCAGCGCUAGUCGUCGUUUGUGCGGCGAAUUGAAACCUUUGACAUUUAAUGACAAUAUGUUGAGCGUCAUUUGUGCACAUAGUAGUGGGCAGCUGUGUGUAAUUCUAUACGGAACGCUUGCCCUUCGCAUUGUGUGGGGGCAUCGGUGGCAUUGUGGUUGUGUUCUGGUCCCUGUUGCGUGGGUAUCAUUGAUUCCGCAUUGUUUGGGGUACAAAGAUAGUACAGUGGGGUGGUGAGCCUCCUUGUUGUCAAGGAAAUAUCGGGUGUUUGGUUGAUGUAGUUCGUAUAAUGGGACCUAUAAGGGUUAGUGGCAUACCCCAACUGGUUGGGUGGUCUAAGAUGUGGUGCGCAGCUUGUCAUGUAUUUAAGUGGAUACUCUAGAGGGGUAAGGGACUGGGGAAGUAGGGGCGGGUACCAGGAAUGAGUCUCGUGGUAGGAUAACAGGGUAACGAGAACUAUAUACAAGAAACCGUCAUAGUGAAAGCCAUGUGGCUGGGACGGUGGGAACAUGGCUCCAUUGAGCCUAAGGGGGGGGAAGUUGUGGCAAACCACUGUGGUCGACCCUCGGGGUUGUUAGGGAUCUGCGUCUGUCGUUGGGCCUCGUUUACCUCGGCUCUGGUCUUCGAGCAAGUGACCUGGUGUAGUGUCAAUGUCUAGCUGUGGGGGAAGCUAGGUAUCGCGGCAUUGUUGUCAAAUCAGUUGUUCCAUGUACCUCCUAGUGCGGGGGGGGUGAGUGGGCCGUCCGGGAGCGCGUGGUGUAGCUCAUGUCCCCCCUGUUGGCAUCGCCGCAGCGGGGGGGGCCCAAUACCUAGGGCUCCGCCAUCGCCACGAGGCCAAAGAAGCAAGUUUUACCCCCCCCAGCCCUCCCCUCGAUCUCCCAUGACCCCCCACCGCCUAAAGAGGGACCGCAUACCUAAAAAAGGGUAGAAGACUUGUACGAUAAACAUUCGGCGGCCCUCAGGUGCGGCAGAGAUGCCGGGUAUAAUAAAAAAUUUUGAUUAAAGACUGAAAGUCAAGGGCUGGGAGAAAGGACAUGUUGGAAUUCUAUCUGAGGGAGCGAGCAAAGUGGCAUGGAUAGAGUCCGCGCACGGGGACAAUGGUGGGCCGGUGCGUCUUUAGUGUUAAGGGAACGUGCAGCCUCGCGGCAGUGGGGGAAGUUAGGAGACCCAUCACCGCUGCCCUGUCAGUUAUUCGACAGUCCUCUCGGUGCAGGGAAGCGUAUAGGGCCGCCUGUGGGUGCACUUUGUGUGCCGCUCCUCUUUCCCCUUGCAUCGCGGCGAUGAGGGGGCCCAAUGCCCGGGGCCCCGUCACCGCCACGAGGUCCAUCAAGCAAGCCCGUCUACCAUCAGUUGCACCCCCAUCCUCCCAUCUAAAGAAUACCUAGUAUGGUAAACGUUUGGCGGCCCCUGAGUGUAGUAAGAAAAUAGAGAAGAAUAUAGUUCAAAGUCUGAGACUGCAAAAAAAGGCAUAAGAGAGCAACAUAACGGCAAACAAUUAGAAGUAUACGGAUAAAGUCUUCACAUGGGGAAAGUUUCGGGCUAACGUGCCCUAGUGUUAAGGGGACAGGCCGCAUGUACGGCUGUGGGAAAGUCACUUAGCUGAGGCUGCUGAGUUCCAUUCGGUCGGCACUUUCCAUGGAGGUCGCCGGCGUUCGAGUGGGGCCCCUCGGUCAGGUUGUGGGGGUAUGGGAAUGUUCCACUCUGCAAGGAGUUUCUUCCCCUCCUCCACAUUGGUGAUAUGGCGAUUCACUCCAUUGCGCCGGAUAAUUAAACGGGCCGGGAAUCCCCACCGGUAUAAGACGUUCGCAUCCCGCAGAGUCCUGGUGAUGGCGGCAAGGUCUCUCCUCUUUGACAAUGUGGAUGCGGAGAGGUCUGUGAAGAGCUGGACCUUUGCAAAUUUCACCGGUAAGUCUUGGGUGUGCCUAGAGGCUUUCAUUAUGCAGUCUUUCGUAGUGAAGUAGUGGAGUUUAGCAAUCGUGUCUCUCGGGAUUGACGCGGGUAGAGAUUUCGGUUUUGGCAGCCUAUGGAUGCGGUCAAUGAGGAAGUCUUGUGGGGUGAGGUCCGGAACCAAGUGUUGGAAUAGACUCCUGGCAUAGGCCUGGAGGUCCUGGGGCAGAACUUCCUCUGGUAUGCCGCGGAGGCGUAUAUUGCUGCGCCUAUCUCGGUCUUCGUGGUCCGCUACUUUCGCUGUCAGGCGGUCUAGUUGCUCUUUCAUUUCAGUGUAGGCAUCUGCCAGAGUAUUGUGUGCCGAGAUUAUUUCAUCAGAUUUAUCUUCCAGGCGGGAAGUCCUGUCUCCCAAUGCCUGGAUGUCUGCUCUGAUUUCCCUCGCCAUUUUGGACAUAUCUGCCUGUAGUGAGGCUUGCAUAGUUUGAAGCAUCUUGUGUAUUGACAGAUCUGUGGCUGGUGCUGCAGCCGGUUCUGAGAUUGAGGUCAGGUCGCUGUUGUCAGAGUAUGCCGCCGGAGAUCUCGGCGGCUCGGCGCCAUCUUGGUUUUGCAAGUGUGGUGAGGAAAGCCCCUGGAUCUGCAGCAAGGUUUGUUUGGGCUUGGGUUUUCUGGCAGAUUUCGAUGCCAUGGCUAUAUGGUUGUUUGUGCAGGUUCCUGCGUGGGUUAAGAGGCAUACAAUGCUAGUAUAAUCGCUGUGGAGGGUCGGAUCCCGGAGGAGCUAACAGCUCAUGCGACCGUUCAGUUGAGCCGUCAGGCCACGCCCUACCUAGUUUUUUUUAUUGGUUUUGGUCAUAAGUAUUGUAAUUGAAAGGAAAGCAUAUUUAGGUGUACUGGUUGACCUGUUCAUUAAUGAAAGGUUUUAUUAUAUUAUAUAAAUGAUUUUAUUUACUUUCUAUUCAUGAGUCUAGCACUAUCGACUGAUUACUGUAAUGAUGUAUUACAAUCUAAAGGGAUUGUUAAAGGAACACUCCAAGUACCAUACUCACUAUAGCUCCCUGAAGUGCUCACAACGCCAGGAGUGUCUUGGUACCCCUAUUGUCCCAACAUUUUACAAAUGCCUUGACUUCUUCCAAUGAGUUUGACUGGGUGACACUCUCCCUCCACUACCAUUGUCAGAGAGCCACAUGUAUCUAAGCAGGAACUGAAUGCAUCAGGCAACAGUGAUUCUUUACAAUGACAAAUCUCAUUCUAUAUAAAAGUCUCACAGGUAUAUUAUUUUAUCUCAGUGUUCCCGUUUCUGUUCUACACCUUCUGUUUCUGUUAUUCUUUACCAAGCUAGAGCCCCUUUCAAGCACACACAUACUGUUAGGUUUUGGCACAUCACUAGAGACAUGCACUUUCCUUUAUAUUCAAUAUAUUGGUUCAAUAUGCAUUAUUCACUACAUGCUUUCUCAUGCAGUGUUUUUAGUGAAUAAUGAGAUAAAAAAUAUGUGCAUAUCUCCCAAGUAGCCUGGAUCACUAUCAUCUUCCUGGAUUUUCCUCUGGUGUUCCACUUUUCAGGGACAACAGGGAAAAUCCUCAAAACACUCACUGAACUAGACAUUGAUUGUACUUUUUAUCAGGCAAUAACACCUCUAGCAUUUGCAAGAGCUUCUGCAGUGCUCUGUGCUUAUGAGAGUGACUGUUUGGAUAUCUAGCAUCCAGUGUGUCACAUGCAAGUAGUGCCCUUGCAUGUGACAUCACUGGCAACCCCAAGUGCAGUCUCUCUCCAUUUUGAUUUCAUAGAGUGAAAAGUUUGUAUACACGAGGUAAAAACCUUGAGGUAAUACCUUAAUGUUUUGGCAAAAUGUUGUUUUUUUUUUGUUGCUCAUUUAACCCCUUAAGGACCAAACUUCUGGAAUAAAAAGGAAUCAUGACAUGUCACACGUCAUGUGUCCUUAAGGAUUUAAAGGAUAUUAGCUAUCCGUCCAGUAAAAAAAUAAUAAAGCAAAAGAAAAAAAUUAAUUUCAAAGCUCAGGAAGAGAAAGUCAAAACAAACAAAAUUAGGUUUAUUGCAUAUUGUUUGUUAUUGCUAGAUUUGUUGCAUGUAAUAUUUACUUGAAUAUUGAAGAUUGAAAUUGACUAAAAUUUUAAAUAAUUUUUGACCCUUUAAAUGAGUAAAUAAGUGCAUCAUGUGUCAAAAGUUGCUGUCAGUAAAUUACAACAAUACAGUUUAUGUUGCCCUAAUUAAAAGAUAUUUAUUAAUGCAGGGUGAUAAAGUUGGCGAGUUGAUCCUACAUCAUGCAAGAGCCAAUCAAUGCAGCGAUGAGGAAGGGUUCAAGUUGCAGAUGGCUGAAUUGGUGAAUGAUGCCAGGAACAAUACAAUCACUCUGGGAAAAGUAAGUUUAGGAUUGCAUCUUUGAAUUAUAAUAUUCUUUAUAAAUGGAUAAUAAUAUGGAGACCUACAGCCCCUUCAAGUCAAAUUAAGUGAUGGAUUGAAUUGUUUUAGUAUUUUACUACAAAAAAUGUGAAGGGAAAAAAUAAUUUUGUGUUCACUUGUUAAAAACAUAUAUGCUUUUUUGCCUUCUCAAAAAUAUUUUGCAUAUCUCUGUUUGUUUUUUCUCUCUGUGUCAUACCAUAUCUAUAUUUAUUAAAGUCAAAUGAUUGUUUUGUGUGUCUUCUUAGCUUCAAGUUGCAGUUUUGCUUUCUCACGUUUUCCGACUUCUGAUGACACACAAGGUAAUAGAAUUUCACUUAUUCAACAACUAUGUCCUUUAAUUAUGCAAUGAAUACAGAGUUACAUGUUCACUUCACAUUUCUGAGAAGCUGGUAAAAUAUAUUCAGCAGUGUAACAAAAUGUAUGUCUGUUUAUUUGCAGGUAAAGCUGGAAAGCAACUUUGCAUCUAUCGUGUUUGCCAUUUUGGUUUUAGAAGGGCUUGGACGGUCUUUAAAUCCAGAAAUUGAUAUUUUGGAAGCAGCAAGACCGUUGCUAAUUAAAAAGGCAACUUCUCUUAUUUAGAAAUUUAGUUUUCUUGUGUGAAUUGUAACCAGGAGAGAAAAUGUGAAUUUACUUUUAACAGGAAUGGAAGCUUUCAUAUGGGCAUUUGAACAUUUUUAAUACAUGUAUUUGUGAGAAACUCUCGUGAAUGAUGUUAGUCUGGUGCUACUUGACCAAGCAUUUGUUGUGCUGUUUUAUGUUCUUCCCUGGGACAUCUGCAUUACCAGUUGCAGAGUCCCAUUAACCCUUUGUGGUCCUAUGUUGGAAUAUUUCCGACAAAAUUGUUUACCUCUUGCGGUCCAAUGGUGGAUUUUCCCUGGAGAGUACCGCUCAUGGGCUACCUAGCUAAGAGCUUCAAUUGCUAGAUCUAAGCUUACAGGCAGGGCCAGCUCUACCUUUUGUAUUUGUCUUUGUAUAUUGUAUGAUCUUGUAAAGCUGCGGAAUUUGUUGUCGCUUUAUAAAUACCAGUAAUAAAUAAAUAAUACUCCGUCCCGGGUGUAUUGCAUGUGCGCGAUGCUCACAGGCUGGGAAGGCCUGGCACUGAGGAUUGGCGGGACUCUUCAGGGGAAAUCCAAAAUUGGACCGCAAGAGGUAAAAUAUUUUGUUGAAUAUAUACAGUGCUGACCUGCAUUGUAACUACUGCUCGCACGAUAUGUGUGAUAACAUGAUUAUUCACCUCAUUGCUUUGUUGCCUUUGGUGACAACUUAUUGGUUUUGAAAGGCGUGAAAGGAAUGAUGCAACUUUUACUCCAAAAACCAAAUAAUAAAAUAGACACUAAUUGUUAAAUGAAAUAUAUAUAAAUUAAUUACAUUAACUGAAAAAUAAAAAAGACAACUUACUAUACUUUGAUAAAUACAUCUAGUGAUGGUUAAGCUAUGUAGGUAACCGGUUGAUUUUAAUUACUGUUGAAGAACAUCAAGAAAGGGAAUUAGUGCUCUAUAUUUAUUCUUUUCCAGUCCUGAAGGCAUGCAAGGAUGAUUUUGUUUUUAUGUUUUAAAGCUAUUUUAUGCUAGAUGAUUUUAGAAAUCGCGUUUGCCUUUAAUUGUACAUUUUUGUUGUUUCCCUAUGAAAUGAAUUGUGUUUAAAAUUUUGCAUUAAAAAAGGGAAAAAAAUUGUGAUUUGUGCAAAACAAAACAAAAAAUGUGUAUAAAGGAAAGCGUUUCAUGAUUUGUAAUGUGUGAAUAUUAAAUCCAUUCGCUCCGGUCUACUCCUAUUCUGCUUUUAUAAAACGCAUCUGUUUAAAUUUACAAUAUAUUUAAGACUUAAUUGGUAUUGUGUAUAUCAGCUAUAAUAUGCAAAUCAUGUGAUCACUCAGUGUAUUGAAUGGAAGCUAUAUAUAGAUAUCUCUUACUAAAUGAAGAUAAGGUGAGAGAUAUCAUCUAAAUAUCAGUUCUACUAUGUUAACCAUUAGAGUCAACUCUCUCCAACUUCGAUGAGAGUUCAUUAAAACCUGCCGGGUUUAACUUAGUGGCUCCUGGUCUUUACAUCUCAUUGUAAUGCCUCUUGUUUUUCUUAUGGGGAGGUGCAGCUUCUAAGUAAGUCCCAACACAGAGCUAAUCUUCUGCUUUUCUGGUUGACUGUACUCUCUUGGGGUUAGAUAGGCCUUCAGGUGCCCAUGUAACUCCAAUCAUGUGUCAUUUCCAAAAGGAUCAGUUUUCAAAAACGAAUGAUGCUGGUACUAUUAACCAGGAAGUCGAAACAGAGAUCAAUCCCUGUUUGAAAAUGGCCAUCUCUGAGCUGUGUGGAUGCACAUUUAAGGAAAAAACAGAAAACACAAAUCUAUUCAAGGAAUCAUUAGUGUAGAUUUAAAUGCUUCAUUGAAUAGAACUGUAGGUCCUCUACAUUUCACUGAUUAAAAUUUCAAACUAAACCUUUUUGCAAGUGCCUCACUGUUUAACCUGGUUUCCCCUAUAUACAUACUUGAGAAAAUUGGAGGGUAAUAUGAAACCUUACCCAUUCGUUCUCCUCUUGAAGUUUACAUCCUCACAAGGGAAGGAGAAAGUGCAAAACGAAUAAUUGGUGGAUGCAAUUUGAAUGAAGUGUGGGUGGGACCAAUAAGGAGAAUCAUGGGUUAACACCAUGCUAAUUCUGCCAUCACCCAUGUUUACUUGAUCAUACUGUGCUUUAUUGAUGUGUGUGUAUUACACAGAACUGGUUUCCAUGCAUCUUUUAAAGUGAACCUGUCAUAUAAAAUACACACACAUUAGUCACUCCAUUCCUAUACUCCCUAGCCUAUGCUAGCAGCGUUGGCUGGGGAUCUUCCAUAGCAAUCGCACUGAUUUUGCUAUGUUUGAGGGAGCAGAAGGACUGCCUGUGGUGGGAGGUCUUUUCUGUGCUCUUGUCAGUCAGACUGUCAGCAUAGAGUCUAUGCUGAAGAUUUGACAGAGAAGUGUGAGAAAGUCCUACUUUUAAAUACAUCACACACACACACAUACAUACAUAUACACACACUAUUGUUUUUAUAUGAUUAUUAUGAAGUUCAGUCGCUCUUCUAUGAGUCAAACUAUUCAGUAGCUAGCCAAGUGUGAUUGUUGAUUAAUACUUUUACAAUGGCUGUUUUAAAGUCACUGCUCUGCUUAUUAACCAACAACUCUCCAGUGUCUACACAAAAGUUUCCCUUAACAGUUAAUAUGAGCUGUAUGUAAAUCACUAAUAUAUAUGACAGGAUUUCUAUAGGGCCUUUGCUGAUCGGAGAGUUUGUAGGUUGCGUUCCUUCAGGUAGUGCUGCAGCUCCUUGUCCUUUUGGGACUCCUGUUCCACCUCACGGUAAAAUUGCUCCAGCUGUUUUGAAACUCUGCGCCGUGCACUCUCCUUCAGCUGCUGAUUUUGGUGUUGCUGUUGAAUAUCUGAAUCCUUUUUUCUUGCUUGAUUGAUCAUUCUGUCC